ACGACAACAACAAAUUCAUCAACAUGGCCACCUACAUUCUUACUAUUGUCUUAUUAAUCAUACUCUGUAUCUACAAAAACUCGAAAAGGCGAACCAACAAGGUGAUCAGACUACCAUCUGGGGACAUGGGUCUUCCUUGGAUCGGAGAAACGAUCGAGUUCUACAAUGCUCAACGCAUGAAUCAGCUGUAUGAAAACUUUUUCCAACCCAGAAUCAAUAAAUAUGGCAAUGUCUUCAAGACAAAAUUGAUGGGUUCGCCAACUGUGGUGGUGAAUGGGGCGAACGCUAAUAAGUUCUUUAUGUCGAAUGAGUUUAAAUUGGUGGUAAGCUCGUGGCCGACUUCCUCGGUUGAAUUGAUGGGAAAGAAUUCCAUCAUGGAGAAACAAGGAGACUCACAUCGUUGCCUACGUGGCAUCAUUACUUCCACGGUCAACGUUUCAGGCCUCCAGGCUAUGGUGCCUAAAAUGUGCGGCUCCAUUCAAAAACAUUUGGAGAGAAACUGGGACGACCGUGAAGAAAUCAGUCUAUAUAGGUCUACCAAAAUGCUUACCUUCACUAUUGUCCUUGAAUGCUUGUUUGGGAUUGGGAUUGAGCCGGAGACGUUGUUUGGUGUUUUUGAGCGUGUUUUGGAAGGCGUUUUGUCUCCUCCGGUGAAUUUCCCAGGGACUAAAUUCUCGAGGGCAAAGAAAGCAAGAGCGGAGAUAGAGAAGAUAUUGGUGGCUGAAGUCAGAAGCAAGAGGGAGGCCAUGGAAUGCGGGACAGAUGAAGAAGACAACAUGCUGUUUUCUAAAUUGGUGGCUGCUUUGAUCAAAGGUGAAAUCACUGAGGACGAAGUUGUUGAUAACGUCGUCUUGCUGGUGUUUGCAGCUCAUGAUACGACAUCUUACGCCAUCACAAUGACUUUCAAGAUGCUCGCAAAUCACCCUGACUGUUACUCUCUGUUACUUAAAGAACAUGAAGGUAUUGCUAGCAACAAAAGGCCAGGUGAGGCUUUGACGUUCGAAGAUGUGAAAAAAAUGGAGUAUACCUGGCAGGUAGCUCGUGAGACCAUGCGACUAAACCCUCCUAUCUUCGGAUCCUUCAGAAAAGCCACAAAUGACAUUGAAUUCGAAGGGAUUACUAUUCCCAGAGGCUGGAAGGUGCUUUGGACCACAUAUGGAACACAUUAUGAUGAAAAUUACUUUCCAGAUCCGAUGAGUUUCAACCCCAGCCGAUUUGCAGAUCCAGUUCAAUCUUACUCUUAUAUACCCUUUGGUGGAGGACCAAGGUUGUGUGCAGGCUACCAGUUAGCAAAGCUCAACAUUCUAGUACUUGUGCAUUAUGUUGUGACACGAUAUAACUGGUCGUUGGUCUACCCCGAUGAGCCAAUACUCAUGGAUCCGCUACCCUUUCCCUCGAAAGGGAUGCCUAUAAAAAUUUCUCCAAAAUAAUCAGAUAAUUAACCCAU
Messenger RNA from Erigeron canadensis, 1447 nucleotides. RefSeq names its product taxadiene 5-alpha hydroxylase-like. The transcript is spliced from 3 exons. The coding region runs from base 24 to 1430 and encodes 468 amino acids. The record is from RefSeq and is a predicted model, not a curated record. Gene Ontology annotation, molecular function: iron ion binding; oxidoreductase activity, acting on paired donors, with incorporation or reduction of molecular oxygen; heme binding. NCBI's taxonomy places the organism in Eukaryota, Viridiplantae, Streptophyta, Magnoliopsida, Asterales, Asteraceae. Gene Ontology annotation, biological process: sterol metabolic process.